Argiope bruennichi is the source of this 1356-nucleotide messenger RNA. RefSeq lists its product as uncharacterized. The record is from RefSeq and is a predicted model, not a curated record. The coding region runs from base 1 to 1356 and encodes 451 amino acids. The transcript has a single exon. Lineage: Eukaryota; Metazoa; Arthropoda; Arachnida; Araneae; Araneidae.
AUGAAUAUGUAUGAGAAAUAUGAAAAUAUUCUUCUAAAUUGGUUAGAUGAAGACAUAAUAGAUGAAGUUCCUACCAACGAAAUGAACUCUUAUGGUAAUUAUUUACCUCACCGUGCAGUGAUAAAACUAAGCAGCAGCACUACUCCAAUUCGUCCGGUGUUUGACGCUUCAGCGAGAUUAGCAAAUUAUCCAUCUUUCAAUCAGUGCUUGGAAUGUGGUCCUAAUCUCAUUGAGCUGAUUCCAAAUAUUCUUCUUCGAUUCAGAGAGGGACAGCUUGGCGUUAUAGCUGACAUCAGGAAAGCUUUUCUGCAAAUUAGUAUUCGUAAAGAGGAUAGAGACUUCCUUCGGUUUUUGUGGUGGGAAAAUAGAGAAGAAAAGAAAUUGAGAGUUUUUCGUCACACAAGAGUUGUUUUUGGGGUAAAAUGUAGCCCUUUUCUUUUAGCUUCAGUAAUUGAGUACCAUAUUCAAAAAUGUGAAGGAUUUGAAAAAUCUUUGAAGAAAAGACUUUUGGAGAGUUUCUACAUUGAUAAUGUCGUUACUGGUGUCGACAGUAAAGACCAAUUAGAUCGAUUCAUUGACAAUUCUAAAACCUUGAUGGCAAAAGGUGGUUUUGAUCUUAGAGAAUGGGAAUGGUCUGGCGACUGUGAAACUAAUUCAAAGGAAGAAACUCGGGUAUUAGGUCUUAUUUGGAAUAAGAAAUUAGACACUUUGAAAAUUAACAUGAAAUGGCUGGAUGGCAUUAAUGUGGAAAAAGUAACUAAAAGGAGUAUGUUAUCUACAGUACAUAAAGUAUUUGAUCCUUUUGGAUUCACUGCACCAGUGAUGCUCUGUCCAAAAAUAAUGCUACAAAAGGCAUGGACAUUAGGUACAAGUUGGGAUGAAGAAGUAACUGGUGAGCUUCGUAAAGAAUUUCUACAGUGGUUUCAAGAACUUAAGCAUUUGUCUGACAUACAGAUUCCUAGGUGUGUUCAAGCAUCUUCAAAAGAUAUAAGCAACUGCACUAUUCAUACGUUUGUUGAUGGAAGCAAAGAUGCAUAUGCUGCUGUUACAUUCCUUAGAAUAGAAAAUAAUGGUCGAAUCGAGCUAUUUCUACUUGCAGCGAAAUCUCGAGUGGCUCCUUUAAGAGGCACAACUAUCCCAAGAAUGGAACUUCUUGCGGCGGUGAUUGGAGCGAGGCUAGCGAAUUCAGUUGUUGAAGCUCUUGGUUGGAAAAAUGUUACGAUAUAUUACUGGAGUGAUUCUACAACAGUGCUUGCAUGGAUAUUACGAGAAGAAAAUUGGUCUGUCUUCGUUAGGAACAGAGUCCAAGAGAUAAGGAAGUUGAGUAAUCCUACAUCAUGGAGACAUACCUGGUGA